ACAGGGAGGAGCGGCGUGCCAAAGAGCGGCCGCGGCGAGCGCCUUUGGAGAGACGCAGUUCCCCAUCGGUGCUGAACCUGAUCGGUUGUCUGCUGGCCAGCGCCGAUCACUACAGGCUGUGUUUUGUACCGUGAUUUGAUACAAGUGUGAGAGUUCGCACUGCACGUUGCCCUUCGUAGACAGAGAGUAAGCCAGAAGUAAGCAAGAUGAAGGAGACAAUCAUGUCGUCAUCGGCGAUGAUUGUGGUGUCCAACCGUCUGCCGUUUAUCCUGCGGGAGGCGGAGGACGGCACCCUGCACAGGAAACAAUGCGCCGGAGGUCUGGUGACCGCCGUGGCCCCCGUGGUGGUCGAGAGCGGCGGCCUGUGGGUCGGAUGGCCCGGUAUGCACCUCAAGGACUCCAACGUGGCCAUACCCGAGUCGGACCCGGAGGACUUGUCACCGUGCGCCGGGCUCAAGUCCAAACAGGUGGUGACUGUCAACAUGGACAAGAACACGUUCGACGGUUACUACAACGGCUGCUGCAACGGCACCUUCUGGCCGCUGUUCCACUCGAUGCCGGACCGCGCCAUCUUCAAGGCAGACUACUGGGAGGAUUACAAGAAGGCCAACCUGGAGUUUGCCGAUAUGACCAUCCGCGCCCUGGAGCUGAUGUACAAGGAGCGCGGCAACGAGCUGGCGCAGGCUGACGAGGCUCCCCUGGUGUGGAUUCACGACUAUCAUCUGAUGCUGGCGGCCAACACCAUCAGACAGAAAGCGGAGGAGAAGAAUCUCAGAUGCAAGCUUGGCUUCUUCCUGCAUAUUCCGUGUCCCAGCUGGGACAUAAUGAGGCUGUUCCCGUGGGACGAUGAGAUCCUCCAAGGCAUGCUCGGCUGCGACAUGGUGGGCUUCCACAUCGAGGACUACUGUUUCAACUUCAUCGACUGCUGCCAGCGCCGUCUGGGCUGCCGUGUCGACCGGAGCAACAUGCUGGUGGAGCACGGAGGACGCACGGUGCGCGUCCGCGCCCUUCCCAUCGGCAUUCCGUUUGACCGGUUCAAGUCCCUGGCGGCGUCCGCGCCGAGAACGUUCUCCGAUUCUCAGCAGCUGAUUCUGGGCGUUGACCGCCUGGACUACACCAAGGGUCUGGUUAACCGGAUCCGCGCCUUCGAGAGGCUCCUGGAGAAGCACCCGGAGUACAUCAACAAGGUCACCUUCCUCCAGGUGGCAGUGCCUUCGCGCACCGACGUCAAGGAGUACCAGGAGCUGAAGGAGGAGAUGGACAUGCUGAUCGGCCAGGUGAACGGCCGCUUCACCACGCCGAUGUGGUCUCCGAUCCGCUACAUCUACGGCUGUAUCAGCCACGAGCAGCUGGCUGGAUUCUACCGGGACGCAUCCGUGGCACUGGUCACCCCGCUGCGCGACGGCAUGAACCUGGUGGCCAAGGAGUUCGUAGCCUGUCAGACCGAGGAGGACCCGGGCGUGCUCAUCCUGUCACCGUUUGCCGGUUCUGGCGCUCAGAUGAUGGAAGCGCUGCUGGUGAACCCGUACGAGAUCGAUGACGUCGCCGAGACCAUCCACCGCGCGCUUACCAUGGACAAGGACGAGAGGCGUCUCCGCAUGACCUGCCUGCGGAGACGCGAGAAGCAGUACGAUGUCACAUUCUGGCUGCGCUCCUUCCUCAAGGAAAUGGGCACGCUGAGACGCGAGGACGGCGACCAGGUGCGUCCCACCCAGCUGAUGCCUGUCAGCAUGGCGGACUUUGACGAGUACCUGCGCGACUACAUCAAGCCCACGGACCGCGUGGCGCUGCUGCUCGACUACGACGGCACUCUAGCACCGAUCGCCAAACACCCCGACUUCGCCACCAUCCCGGUCGAGACGAAGAGAGUCCUGGAGCGACUUGCCAACGUCUCGUCCGUCAACAUCGCCAUCAUCUCUGGCCGCAGCCUGGAGAACGUCCGCAGCAUGGUCGGCAUCAACAACAUCACGUAUGCCGGCAACCACGGCCUGGAGAUCCUGCAUCCGGACGGCACGAGGUUCGUGCACCCGGUACCCAGCGAGUACGAGGAGAACCUGAGCGGUCUGCUGCGCGCGCUCCAGGAGCGCUGCUGCCGCGACGGCGCCUGGGUCGAGAACAAAGGCAUCAUCCUCACCUACCACUACCGCGAGGUACCCAUCGAGAAGCGCCCUCCACUCGUGGCUGAAGCGCGCAAGCUCUUCACAAAGUUCGACUUCACGCCUUCGAUGGCUCGCUGCGCGAUCGAGGCCCGGCCGCCGGUGAAGUGGAACAAGGGCCGCGCUUCCAUCUACAUCCUGCGCACCCUGUACGGGCUCGACUGGCAGGAGGGUGUGCGCGUGCUGUUCGCCGGCGACGACAACACCGACGAGGACGCCAUGAGGAUGCUCAAGGGCAUGGCGGUCAGCUUCCGCGUGACGGCAUCUUCGUCUGUGCGCACGGCUGCCAACCGGCGCCUGCCUGACACCGACUCCGUGCUGAUGAUGCUGAAGUGGGUGGAGCGGCAGAUGGCUGCGUGCAGGGCGCGCCGCAACACUCCCCCCACCUCUGGCUCGCCGCCGCCCGACGGCACCAAGCUGCUCAACUUCCAGAUGUCCAUGGAGGAGGGCGAGAUGGAGCACAUCAUGGAGAACGGCCGAGGCCGGGGACGCAGGCCGUCGCCCAGCGCCAUCGAGAUCGUGCCCGAGGUGCCCAACGGCGCGUAGUCGCGGCAAGACGUGCAGCGCUGGACGCUGGCGGGGGUGGGGUUGGCAGAGGGUGGACCGAGAGGAGUUGCUGGCGCAGCAGCUGAUGAAGCCGAUCUGGGGAGACUGGCAGGGACAGUCUGAACGGGGCGAGACGAGAUGGCGACAGCUUCGCCAGCCGCGCCCGUCGAGCGAUUGUAUUUGUUGUGUAGCUUCUUGGUGUUGCUGACGCCAAUAGAGGCUCGUGAUUGUUAUUUUGCUUUCACAGCAAGCAUUCUCUCACAGACGCAUGCACACAUACACACAUGAAUCCAGAAAGGUAAGAUAUCGCGCCUUUAUUUAAAGACCUUCCCAUGAGCGAGUCUCGGUACAUAUAUAUCGGCAAUCUCCGCCCCUGAGUAUUUUACCGCGUUGAUAUUCGGAGCCGCCAUUGUGUAAAACCACGCAUAUUGUCGCUUUCCGUUGUCUUCCAUUGCGAUAUAUUUUGGACAACGCGCAAGCUUGACUGCUGAAUGGCCAGCGAUGGCCAGUGUUCUACCUUACGCUGUUGUUUUUGAGAUCUUGUGAAGCGUACAUAUGGGCAGUGAAAGGAUUAGGGUACAAGUUUCUAGUAAUUAUACUCAGACUUGGCCACUGUUUGUAUUUCAGACAUGGUGUUGACAGAGCGCUUUCUGUGUAUUGUAGAUUGUGUUUUCUAUGACUGUGCUCUAAAUAUAUUGCAUUGUGAGCAAAUAA
Molecule: messenger RNA, 3416 nt
Organism: Amphibalanus amphitrite
Lineage: Eukaryota; Metazoa; Arthropoda; Thecostraca; Balanomorpha; Balanidae
Product: alpha,alpha-trehalose-phosphate synthase [UDP-forming]-like
Exons: 11
Coding region: 207-2702 (831 amino acids)
Biological process (GO): trehalose biosynthetic process
Cellular component (GO): alpha,alpha-trehalose-phosphate synthase complex (UDP-forming); cytosol
Molecular function (GO): catalytic activity
Source: RefSeq, a predicted model, not a curated record